AACAAAUGCACGUGAUCUAGGAAGUUGAGUGAUGAAGGAGAUGGGGCGAGUCAUAUUUUCCACCGUACUUGUGUGUUUUUUGCAGAGUUAUUCAGCCGCUAGUGCCCCAUGUGCCCUGAAGGACUUUGGUGAAGACAACUUUGCGUGUGUUUGUAACUCGACCUAUUGUGACACACUUGACCCCAUCACCCCUCCUUCUCCUGGUGUUUAUAAACUCUACACAUCAUCGAUAGAUGGACAGAGACUUGAUCAGACAUUUGGAAAUCUUUCAUCAAAACCUUCAUCAAAGGUGGUACUGAAAUUAAACAGCAAUGUGACUUAUCAGGAAAUACUUGGGUUUGGAGGAGCGUUCACUGAUGCUGCCGCGAUCAAUAUUCUCAACCUGACCUCACCCACACAGGAUAACCUGCUGAAGUCCUAUUUCUCACCACAAGGUAUAGAGUACAACCUAGGACGUAUCCCUAUGGCCAGCUGUGACUUUUCCACAAGACUUUACUCUUAUGAUGAUGUACCUGGUGACCUCAAUUUGACGAAAUUUUCACUUACAACCGAAGAUCUGAAGCUCAAGAUACCAAUAAUUCAAGCAGCCCAGCGGUUGUGUAAAAGAAACAUUACCUUAUUUGGAAGUCCAUGGAGUGCCCCUGCCUGGAUGAAGACCAACAAUAAAAUGACCGGCCGAGGCUCGCUUAUCGGUCAACCAGGUGGAAAGUACUAUAAAGCAUGGGCGUCAUAUUUUGUCAAGUUCCUACAGGAGUAUAAAAAGCAUGGAGUGGACAUAUGGGGACUAACGGGACAAAACGAACCGUCCGAUGGGAACAUCUUUGAUUUCAAAUUCCAGGCAAUGGGCUGGUCUCCCGAAACUCAGAGAGACUUCAUAGCUAUGGACCUCGGCCCAGCAUUGGAACAGUCAGGGUUUGGUCAUGUGAAGAUAAUGAUUAUGGAUGACACCAGACUGUUUUUACCUCUAUGGGCAGAAGAGGUGUUCAAGAAUACAGAUGCAGCCAAGUUUGUGUCUGGAAUAGCUGUACAUUGGUACCAGGACUUCAUUGUUCCCUCCAACGCCUUGACUUCUACCCAUGAAAAAUUUCCAGACAAAUUCAUCCUGGCUACUGAGGCAUGCCUUGGUUCUAUGCCUUGGGAUGGUCGCCAUGUCCAGCUUGGAAGUUGGUUCCGAGGGGAAACCUACGCACAUGACAUCAUAGAGGAUUUGAAUAACUGGGUGACGGGGUGGACGGACUGGAAUAUUGCUCUAAACAUGGAAGGUGGUCCAAACUGGGUCAAAAACUUCGUGGACAGUCCGAUUAUUGUGAACGCUGAAAAGGAUGAAUUCUACAAACAACCCAUGUUCUAUGCCCUGGGACACUUCAGUAAAUUUCUUGUCCCUGGCUCACAGAGAAUAGAGAUACAGGGUAGCAUUUCUGACAAGGAGAUUUUCAUGGUUGCCUUUAAAAGACCCGACUCCUUAUUGGUCUUCAUCCUAUUAAACAAGUCUGAGUUGAGUGGAACAGUUUCUCUGACGAGCACCGGCCGGGAAUUUAUGAACUUGUACUACCCUGCUCAUUCGUUACAGACAGUCUUACUUAGAACAUAAUAUUACUAGGCAACAAUCAAAGUGAUGGCUGUGAUUAGAAUUGUAUUCCAUUUUUUAACUCAUCUGGCACAAAGUGCCUUUCAGAUACGUGUAUGGUGCGAUGUCUGUUGUCCGUCCGUCACUUAAGAGUGUUAUGAAGACCAUCCAUGUGCUUCUUUUUUUGUUUUUGUUUACAUAACUACUAGACAAAAAAAA
Molecule: messenger RNA, 1786 nt
Organism: Mizuhopecten yessoensis (Yesso scallop)
Lineage: Eukaryota; Metazoa; Mollusca; Bivalvia; Pectinida; Pectinidae
Product: glucosylceramidase-like
Exons: 10
Coding region: 32-1591 (519 amino acids)
Biological process (GO): glucosylceramide catabolic process
Molecular function (GO): glucosylceramidase activity
Source: RefSeq, a predicted model, not a curated record